AUGAAUUGUGUUGUUCUGUUUGUUAUAGUAGUUGCUAUUGUAACUGUACUAGACCUUUAUGAAAAUAUUCCGAAAUUUUAUGCAAGAAAACUGGCUCACAUGUUUUGUGGCAUGAUCAUCUUGCUCUUUGAUAUGAGUAUACAUGAAGAAAAAAUAUCAACGUACUUAUGUGCUGACAGUUGUGUAAAUCAGAACAGCUACUGCGUUUAUUUCAUAUACAUAAUAGCAGUUACUUCGGUCUUAAGGUGUUUUUAUUAUCCUUUUAGGUUUGGUGCUUAUGCCGAUAAAGGAAUAAUAAUAUACAAUAUAAUUGUGUCUUUAUUUUUUUUUUUUAAAUUGCGCUUGUAUGUUUUAACGCCAAUAUUUUUUGCCGACCCAAUGGCAGCUAUAGUGGGAAGGAACUUCCCAACUUAUUCCAUUUAUAAGAAAAAAACACUACAGGGUACUCUUACUUGCUUCUUCGUAUCACUUAUAUCUCUGUACUACGUUGGUAACUACUUGCAUAUUUUAAUUUUAAGUUUAUCACUUUGUCUUAUGGAAUUGUUUGGGGGUACCUUCGACAAUUUUUUAAUGUGUUUUCCAUUAUUUAUAUACAUGAUGUUUUUUAAUGUGUAA
This is a messenger RNA of Plasmodium malariae, 615 nucleotides long. RefSeq names its product conserved Plasmodium protein, unknown function. Lineage: Eukaryota; Apicomplexa; Aconoidasida; Haemosporida; Plasmodiidae. The transcript is spliced from 4 exons. The record is from RefSeq and is a predicted model, not a curated record. Bases 1 to 615 code for a protein of 204 amino acids.